UGAACAAAUUUCUAAUGUCGAAGAUUACACGAACUUGUAUGAUACAUCAGAAACCUUUAAAAAAACUUCAAAUGAUGAACUUAACAAGUGGCUAAUCGUUUCAAAAUCAUUAAUGAAUGAAGAUGGUAUUGAUGAUUUGAAAAAGUUUAGUAAUCAAUCUCAGAAAUUUAUCAACAUGACUCAUAUAUAUGGAUAUGAUAUAAUUGAUCAUCUAAAAAAAGAGUAUAUUGCGGAAUCUAAAAGAAUAACAAAAUAUUAUUAUCUCCUCUAUGCAGUGAUCUACAAAUUUGAUCAAAGGCACAUCAACUAUAAUCAAUAUUUUAUAAUUUAUGCUGAUAAGGAAAUUUCAAAUAAAUUGGUUAACGAAG
Racocetra fulgida is the source of this 368-nucleotide messenger RNA. The record is from the annotation of a GenBank genome assembly. Lineage: Eukaryota; Fungi; Glomeromycota; Glomeromycetes; Diversisporales; Gigasporaceae.